This is a messenger RNA of Lathyrus oleraceus (garden pea), 5149 nucleotides long. RefSeq names its product translocase of chloroplast 120, chloroplastic. Bases 204 to 4571 code for a protein of 1455 amino acids. Gene Ontology annotation, biological process: protein targeting to chloroplast. The transcript has 5 exons. Gene Ontology annotation, molecular function: GTP binding; GTPase activity. Lineage: Eukaryota; Viridiplantae; Streptophyta; Magnoliopsida; Fabales; Fabaceae. The record is from RefSeq and is a predicted model, not a curated record. Gene Ontology annotation, cellular component: chloroplast outer membrane.
CAUCAUUUUCCACCGUCCAUCUAUAAACUCCUCACUCAUCUCCACCGUUGAUCUUAUCCCUUAUCCUGAAUUCACUUGCUGUAGAAAUGAACCAAUAUACGAAGUGAAGCAGAAUUCAUCUCUUUUCUUUUCAACCCCGAGACAGAGACAGAAAGAGCCACUCCCUUCCAUCUCAGGGUUUUGUGACAAGGUGAAGAUUUGAGAUGGAUAAAGAGGGAGGAAGGGAGAAAGUGGAGAGUGUUGGGGGAUCUUAUGAGUUGAAGAAUUUGGAAGGAGAUGGGGUUUUCGAGGAGGUGAUUGAUCCGGUAAAGGAUUUCGAUGAUCAGGGUGAUGUUGUUGUUGGUGGUAAUGUUAGUGUUGCUGAUACUGUUACUGCAUUACCUUCAGCUUUGGUUGAUGGAGUCACUGAUAACACAGAAGAACUGGAUAAAUUUCAAGAUUCAAUUGGGGUUGCUGAUGAGGGUGUUGAACAUUUGAAUGAGGAGGAAGUUGAGGUGAUUGAUAAUAAGGAGGUGUCUGAGGAUAAGGUGAGACAACUUUAUAGCUCUUGUUUAGAUGGUGCUGAAGAGACCAACGGUGGAGUAUCUUGUGAUGAAUCUUACAUUAUUAGGGAUGAUUGUAGUGGGGGGAAGGAGUUAGCUGAUUUAAAUACUGAUGGAAGCAUGGUAUUUCAGGAGGGUAGAGACUUGGUGAAUGGGAACAAUGGUUUAUCGAGUGAGAAGGGUGAAGAUGAGGAUCUUGAAUACAUGACUCCUAGACAAAAUGGUGGUGUGGUUUUGGAAAUUGGAAGCACGGACAAAGUGGAUUAUGCUGUUGAUGAGUUUAAUACAGAAUUGGGAUCUGAUGUAGAGAUGAGAAACCAGGGUUCUGAUGCUCGGUAUUUGAAAGAGGGUGGCUUGGAUCCCAAUCUCAGAGAUGAAAAGAUAGAGGAACAGUGCAAUGCUUCAGGGGAUCCUCAUAACAAAAUUCAAGAUGAUACUGUUGAAAGAUCUAUAGAAAUGGUGGAUGAGACCAUUGACACUGAUAUCAUCGACAGGGAUACAAAUGGCCAAGAAAUGGGAAUAUCUGAUAGUCAGAGUAAUGAAUGCAAAGUUUACAGUAAUGAAGAAACCGAGGAUGAUGAUGCCAGAUCAAAGUCAGAGCAUCUGGAAACAAUUGGUGAAGCCGGAGGAUCUUCUCUUGCUGUGGAUGAAAACAAAGUGAUUGAAACUGCUGGAAGCUCAUCCCUUUCAGAAAUUUCUUUUGCUAAUCAGAUUCCGGCUGUUCAGGAUACUGCAGCUGAUUCAGAAGAAGGGAGUGCAAAGCUUUACCAGUCUCAGAUUUCUAAGGCAGAAAAUCAAGGAAAUUAUGAAAACUUAUCUGUUGUUGAAAGAAGAAAAGUGAUUGAAACAGGAGGAUCUUCUCCGGCUUUGGAUGAAAGAACAGUGACUGAAACUAUUGGAAGCUCAUCUCCACCAGAAGACUCUUUUGCUAAUGAGACUCCGACUGUUCAGGCUACUGCAGCUGAAACAGGAGGGUCUUCUCUGGCCUUGGACGAAAGAGCAGUGACUGAAACUGUUGGAAGCUCAUCUCCAUCAGAAAAAUCUUUUGCUAAUGAGACGCUGAUUAUUCAGGCUACUGCAGCUGAAACAGGAGGAUCUUCUCCGGCCUUGGACGAAAGAGCAGUGACUGAAACUGUUGGAAGCUCAUCUCCAUCAGAAAAAUCUUUUGCUAAUGAGAUGCCAACUGUUCAGGCUGCUGCAGCUGAUCCAGAAGAGGGGAGUACAAAAGUUUACUUGUCUAAGAUUUCGAAUGAAGAAAAACAAGGAAAUUAUGAAAAGUCAUUUUUCGUUCAGGAACCUGAAAAGAUAUCAGAGAAUAAUGCGAAAGAGAAGCAAACUACUCAGAUCACUAAAGAACAUGAGCUUGAUUCUUUAUCUGGAAAACCUGUUGCUACUAGCACCCCUCUUGACCAUCCUGUUGGCCUUGGAUCUGCAGCUCCAUUGUUGAAACCUGCUCCUAGGGUAGUGCAGCAGCCAGGGGUGAAUAGUACCAAAAAAAAGCAAUCCAAUCAGAUCAUUAAUAAACAUAAUAGUGAGUUUGAUUCCUCAUCUGGAAAAUCUGUUGCUGCUAGCACCCCUCUUGAUCGUCCUGUUGGCCUUGAAUCUGCAGCUCCAUUAUUGAGACCUGCUCCUAGGGCUGUGCAGCAACCACGGAUGAAUAAUACUAAAGAAAAGCAAACCAAUCAGAUCACUAAAGAACAGAAUAGAGAGCUUGAUUCCUCAUCUGGACAUUCUGUUGCUACUAGCACUCCUCAUGUUCGUCCUGUUGACCUUGGACCUGCAACUUCUUUGUUGGAACCUGCUCCCAGGGUAGUGCAGCAGCCACGGGUGAAUAAUACUGUUUCUAAUACACAGUCCCAAAAAAUAGAAGACUCGUCAACUGUGGAGGCUGAGGAGUAUGAUGAGACUCGAGAGAAACUUCAAAUGAUUAGGGUGAAGUUUUUGCGGCUGGCUAAUAGGUUUGGGCAGACACCCCAUAAUGUUGUUGUAGCACAAGUUCUUUAUAGAUUAGGACUCGCCGAACAACUUAGAGGGAGGAAUGGGGGCCGUGUUGGCUCUUUUAGCUUUGAUCGUGCAAGUGCAAUGGCCGAGCAACUUGAAUCAGCAGGUCAAGAGCCACUUGAUUUCUCUUGUACAAUAAUGGUUAUUGGAAAGACAGGAGUUGGAAAAAGUUCAACUAUCAAUUCUAUCUUUGAUGAGGUUAAAUUUAAAACUGAUGCUUUUCGUGUGGGAACAAAAAAGGUUCAGGAUGUUGUGGGAACAGUACAGGGCAUUAAAGUCCGCGUCAUUGAUACACCGGGACUUCUACCUUCCUGGUCAGACCAGCAACACAAUGUGAAGAUUCUCCACUCUGUCAAACACUUUAUUAAGAAAACACCACCAGAUAUUGUGCUGUAUCUUGAUAGGUUAGAUAUGCAGAGCCGGGAUUUUAGUGAUAUGCCGCUCUUGCGCACGAUAACUGACAUUUUUGGACCACCCAUAUGGUUCAAUGCUAUUGUGGUUUUGACUCAUGCAGCAUCUGCUCCACCUGAUGGACCUAAUGGUACUCCUUCCAGUUAUGACAUGUUUGUCACACAGCGCUCUCAUGUUGUGCAGCAAGCCAUUCGCCAAGCAGCUGGUGAUAUGCGUCUCAUGAAUCCUGUAUCGUUGGUGGAGAACCAUUCUGCAUGUAGAAUUAAUACGGCCGGCCAAAGAGUGUUGCCUAAUGAUCAGGUUUGGAAACCUCAUUUGUUACUCUUAUCUUUUGCGUCAAAAAUUCUGGCGGAAGCAAAUGCUCUUCUUAAGUUACAAGAUAAUCCACAUGAAAAGCCCUACACAGCUCGUGCAAGAGCGCCGCCAUUACCAUUUCUCUUGUCUUCCCUUCUGCAGUCAAGGCCACAAUUAAAAUUGCCAGAGGAGCAAUUCAAUGAUGAGGACAGUCUCAAUGAUGAUCUUGAUGAACCAUCAGAUUCUGGUGAUGAAACAGACCCUGAUGACUUACCACCAUUUAAACCUUUGACAAAGGCCCAAAUCAGAAACCUUUCUAGAGCUCAAAAGAAAGCAUAUUUGGAUGAGGUUGAGUACAGAGAAAAACUCUUCAUGAAGAAACAAUUAAAGUAUGAAAAAAUACAGCGAAAGAUGAUGAAGGAAAUGGCAGAAUCAGUGAAAGAUCUGCCAAGUGAUUAUGGUGAAAAUGUUGUGGAAGAAAUUGGUGGUGGAGCUUCUGUUCCUGUUCCCAUGCCUGAUAUGUCCUUGCCUGCUUCCUUUGAUUCUGAUACUCCCACUCACCGGUAUCGUUGUCUUGAUUCAUCCAACCAGUGGCUUGUAAGACCUGUCCUAGAAACUCAGGGAUGGGAUCAUGAUGUGGGUUAUGAAGGCUUAAAUGUAGAGAGGCUGUUUGUUCUUAAAGAGAAGAUACCCGUGUCUUUUAGUGGUCAAGUUACCAAGGAUAAAAAGGAUGUUAAUCUUCAGAUGGAAAUGGCAAGUUCAGUUAAGUAUGGAGAAGGGAAAGCAACUUCGUUAGGUUUUGAUAUGCAGACUGUUGGGAAAGACUUAGCUUACACACUACGGAGCGAGACAAAAUUUUGUAAUUUUAGGAGAAAUAAAGCAACUGCUGGUCUCUCAUUUACUCUCUUGGGUGAUGCCUUGUCAGCUGGAGUUAAAGUCGAAGAUAAGUUGAUUGCGAAUAAGCAAUUCGAGUUGGUUAUUGCUGGUGGUGCAAUGACAGGGCGUGAUGAUAUUGCUUAUGGUGGCAGUUUGGAGGCCAACUUGAGAGAUAAAAAUUAUCCUUUAGGACGCUCAUUAUCAACUCUUGGGCUUUCUGUUAUGGAUUGGCAUGGAGAUCUUGCUGUUGGGUGCAAUUUACAAUCACAAAUUCCCAUUGGACGGUAUUCAAACCUUGUUGCGCGAGCCAAUUUGAACAAUCGCGGGGCUGGACAAAUUAGCAUUCGAUUAAAUAGUUCAGAACAGCUUCAAAUUGCUUUGAUUGGCCUCAUCCCUCUACUUCAGAAGGUUGUGGGUUAUUCUCAACAAUUGCAGUUUGGACAAUGACGGUGAUGUUAGAUUAUGUGAGCUUUUCUGCACAGUAAUAGGAGCAGUUAUCACCGAGCAAGUCAAUUUUGGAUUUUAAAUUUUUAGCAGGACAUCCUAUUUAGUGUUGCGAACUUGGAAAUCUAACUGAGGUCAAUGUUUCUAGUUCAUACUGAGUCUAACACUGCAUUCCGCAUCCCAAGAUAAGCAUGGCAAUGGCUGGAGCUGACAGUGAAGACGGCUCUAGAAAAAGUACAACGUAGAACAAUUGUUUUGGAAAAGGAGGGCUCUAUAGGCUGGUUGUUGAAAUCUGUAUCAUACUCAUGAGAAGUCACAAUGUUUCUUGGUGCUCUUGGGUUUUAAAACAUACCGAUAAUACGAGAGCAAAAAUAAUUUGUGAAGCAUGCUGUUUGCUUUAUGUUCUUGGAUUUGCUAAAUAUUUAGAUGUGAUAGUCAUUGGAUCGUCAAAUUAUUGUAGAUAACUCAUUUUACUUGCUGAGAGUGUAGUUAUUACACCUGCCUUUGGAUUCGGGACAUGCUCUUUGGCGUCUUCCACAUCUUUGAAAAUUCAAAACAUGUCAUUCAAGCGUUCGGAGAUA